AUGGACUCACCUCCUCAUUCUCCUCAAACCUCCCCUCUCCAAGUCUCGCCCUUGGCAAUGCGGCCUCCAAACCCUGAUUCGCCUCCACAACAAACCCCUCCACCGCCUUCCACAACCACCUAUAAGAGGAAAAUCAGGUCAAAAUCCACCCGACCCAUGGCUUCUGCACCACCUCUUGCAAAACGCACAGAACCACCCACCACUCCACUAUCAGAGCCUCCACCUAAAAACCCCAAAACUUCAACCUCCACACGACAUGAGGCUGGCGUUUCUACCUCUACCCCACAGGCUAAAUCACCCUCUUCCAGCAAAAAGCAAAUGUCAGCAGCAUCACAGGUAUCAAAACUACCUUGGCCCCUUCCUGAUGCAGCUCACAAGGCAGCCUUUAAGAGACUUAAGGAAAGGAGGGUGCAACCUACAAGGUACAUUUCUGUGGAUGCCCUCCAAUCAGUUGGUUUAUUUGAUAAUGUUGUUGCCUACCUUGAUGGGUACCAUGUACAGGGGUAG
Molecule: messenger RNA, 507 nt
Organism: Hevea brasiliensis (rubber tree)
Lineage: Eukaryota; Viridiplantae; Streptophyta; Magnoliopsida; Malpighiales; Euphorbiaceae
Product: proline-rich receptor-like protein kinase PERK2
Exons: 2
Coding region: 1-507 (168 amino acids)
Source: RefSeq, a predicted model, not a curated record